AUGGAUUUCAGCUGUCCUUUUACUCUCCAGUGCUUGCUGGUGAUAACAACUGUUACGCAUGGCUCUGUCACCCGGACCGGUGUGCUCAGCGGUGGCUCAGCAGUCUUUUCUGUGGGAAUUCAAAGUCUGCAGAACCUCUCCAAAAUGAGCAAGAGGGAUGUGAGAUGCUUGACAGCUGUCUUAAAUGAUACUUUGUUGGCCAAGUGCGGCACUUCUGCUGGCAGAUGCCUGAACUUGCAGAAUGGCUCCCUAGUGCUGAGGAGUGUGGAGAAAGAGGACGAAGGAAAAUAUGAGUUUGUUUUUCACAACACCACCAGAUUUUUUACACUGGAAGUAUUUGAGCUGGCCGUUGGUAUCCAGUGCUUCCCUAAUGGGACUGGAGAGUUGUCCUGCAACGUGACCAGCAACGAGAGCACCAGCUUUCGGUGGCUGCUGAAUGGCAUCAAGCUGAGUGCCCCUGAGGCUUGCAUUAAGGAUGGUGAGAAGGAGGUUUGCCUGGACAAAACCGUGCCUGGGGAAUUUGUGUGUAAGUUUUACCAUGGGAACAGCGUCACGAGGACCAGGCCCGUUGUGCUGUCUUGCAGCUAUGGAGACCUGCUGCAAUACCCGUGGUUCAUUUACAUCCUGGCAGGGUGCGCAGGGGGUGCGGUUAUCCUGGUGGUGGUUGUGUCCUCAGUCAUAUGUUGCUGCAUGAAGAGGAAACACAAGUUCAUCCCGGUGCCUUCAGAGGAGGAGAAGGAUGACGGACUAACAAUGUCCGUGGUCUCCAGUGAAGGUGUGAAGAGCCCCCCCAACGGAGACCCUGUUGAGGCUCAAGCUGCCCAAAUCGACUGCCCUCCAAAGCCUGACACUGCCCGGACUGGUCAAGGCAUUGAGCCCCAGCUGCUAGUGGAAGAAAACUUACCAGUGGAGAUAGAGCCUGAGGAAAUGCCAGACCCAGAGGUCAUAGUUGAUGUGGAAAGCCAGGAAAAUGCCUCGGACUGUUUCCCGGAUCCGACUGAUGACUGA
This is a messenger RNA of Aptenodytes forsteri (emperor penguin), 1008 nucleotides long. RefSeq lists its product as uncharacterized. The transcript is spliced from 6 exons. Bases 1 to 1008 code for a protein of 335 amino acids. The record is from RefSeq and is a predicted model, not a curated record. NCBI's taxonomy places the organism in Eukaryota, Metazoa, Chordata, Aves, Sphenisciformes, Spheniscidae.